Linderina pennispora is the source of this 630-nucleotide messenger RNA. RefSeq names its product NAD(P)-binding protein. The transcript has 2 exons. Gene Ontology annotation, molecular function: oxidoreductase activity, acting on the CH-CH group of donors, NAD or NADP as acceptor. Bases 1 to 630 code for a protein of 209 amino acids. The record is from RefSeq and is a predicted model, not a curated record. Lineage: Eukaryota; Fungi; Kickxellomycota; Kickxellomycetes; Kickxellales; Kickxellaceae.
AUGUCAAACUCACGCAUCAAUAUCCACAUUCUGGCGAACAAGUUCUCGCCCGGUGGUCUUGCAAGCCUCGACAACUUUAAAAUCGCCACAGAGCCAGAUCCUACCAAGUACUCGCUGAGGGAGAACCAAGUACUGAUUCGCACCCUGUAUCUCUCCAUUGAUCCGUACCAACAUGGCCGUCUGACCGGCGAAACCGACAGCUACGUCCUUCGCUAUGAGAUUAACGAGCCGAUCAGCAACUUGGCUCUGCUGCCGUCGAGGCAUCAACUAGUGCUGGUUUGGCAGAGGGCGAUAUUGUCAUUUGCUGCAUAUACUGGGCUGAUGGAGGUCGGAAAGCCCAAGGCUGGUGAGACCAUCCUGGCCUCUUCAGCAUCGGGCACUGUUGACCAGAUUGUUGUUCAGCUCGCCAAGGCUCGCGGUCUGCGUGUUAUUGGUGUUGCUGGCUCUGACGACAAGGUCGGAUGUACCAAGUGCCUGGGUGCUGAUGCUGCCUUCAACUACAAGACAUGCGGAAACUUUGUCGAGGCGAUCAAGAGGGUAGCUCCUGAGGGAGUUGACAUCUACUAUGACAAUGUGGGUGGCGAGUUCCUGGACGCUGCUCUUGCCAACAUCAACACUGGUGCGCCCUAA